GUCCGACCUGGGUGGGGUAGAAAUGAGGAAGUGAUGAGCUACACAAAAUGCGUAUGGCGAGGGGUCUUUCUGAGCUGGACCCAGCCUGCACACGUCAGCUAUAAAGCCGACCAGCUGAACCUACGGGCUGGAGAGGCCUGCGUCCCAGGCUACCAGGAGCCCAGCGACGGACUUCUCCGGGGCGCCCCCUGGAGGGCAUCGGGGCGAGCCCUGGGCCUCUGAUAGGGAUGACCAGGCAGAAAGCAGGGCACAGAAUAGGUCCUUAGAGCACACUGAGGCUAGUGGAGUGUAGAGGAGCAGACGGUGCUAGCCUCAGGGCCCAAAAGGCCCUUCCACAAGUCUGGUUUGCGGGAAUUCUUGGAUGGAGGGGUAACUCUGAGCAAGGGAUGAACUGGAAGAGUCCUAGCGGACUUCUGAGGUGCCGAGCACUGGUUUGUGGAUACCCAGGCAGAUCUGCAGUGCCUAAUGCCAUGAGCGUGGUGGUGCAGCAUGUGGAGGAAAAAGCUGUGCACUCCUGGUCGCGCAUCUCCACGGCAGGGAAGAAGGCCCUGGAAGAGGCGCUGCUUGUCUUUAACCCUAUGAGCCAGGAUCUCAGUGCCACAGAGGCCCAGCUUGUGGCCUUUCUGCAGGGCCUGCGAGAUGAUGGCUUCCAACCUACCAUCCUGCGCAGUGGUGACGUGUAUGGCUAUAGUUCAUGCACAGCCAACCCCCCAAGCCAAACAAAGCUGCAAGCUCGUGCUCCCAACCCAGCUACCACAUCACCUCCAGCCAGUGCUCCCCGAACUGCCAUGCGGCUGCCUGCAGGCCGGGCCACAUUACUCCCUAUGCCACUAUCUGGCAGACUGGCCAAAGCAUCCACACCAGCCCUUGCCAAACAUGCUACUACCAACCUGCUAUUGAGCUCCCUGAAGCAAUCAAGUGCCAACCGUGCCCGGGGUGCAACAGUGGGCUUCCCCACCCACCUCUAUCCAGGGGUCUACCCUGCCAUGCGACUGUCUGUUGUCCUUGAAGCCCUGGUUCCACUCAAGACUCCUAUGCCCUGUUUGGGUGCCAAGCACAAGGCACAGUCACUGAGGUUCUCACUUGCAGAAUCUCUGAAACUGCGGAAAGGUUCAGGGAAGGGAAAAGGUCCAGGGAAACCCCUGUCCAAGGCUCCCAGAAAAACCAUAAAGAAGGGCCCCAAGUGUCUGACUUGUAAAGGCCCUGGGCCUGGACCCCAACAAAGCACUGGGUACCAGAGCAAGACCUACAAAGUCACCGGGACACUCAGUGGCCUGCGAAUGAAGGGGGGCUCUUCCCUGGAUACCAAAACAGCCCCAGCCAAGGCAACUCAAAUAUUGGCCAAAGCUACUUGUACCAAGGCCAAGGAGGCUCAAACACAGGCUAAGACUGCCAAGGCCAAGGCUGCACGGGCCAAGGCCAGGGCCAGGGCUGCACGGGCCAAGGCCAGGGCCAAGGCUGCACGGGCCAAGGCCAGGGCCAAGGCUGCACGGGCCAGGGCCAGGGCCAGGGCUGCAAGGGCCAAGGCCAGGGCCAAGGCCGCACGGGUCAAGGCCAGGGCCAGGGCCGCACGGGCCAAGGCCAAGGCAUUGCAGGCCAGAGCCAAGGCCAAGGUGGCUUUGACUCAGUCCAGGGGCAGGGGCAGGCCAAAGAGCUCUGCUCAAGCCAGAACUGCAAGGAAGGGCCAGAACAGCCGCCCCGAGACUAUUGGGCAGAAGAGGAAAAGGGCUGAGGAGGCAAAAGAUCUUCCUCCCAAGAAGAAAACACGGCUUGGCCCCCGAUCUAAGGCACAGCUAGGGCCUGGAACAGCAAAGCUGCUAAAAUGUCAUGCCAUUAAGGUAGAUAAGCGCUCCUCGGAUGAUGAGGUGCGGCUGCGGGCUCAACGGAUCCUCCAGAUGAACCUGUCUCCUGUAAUACGGCUCCAGCCAUUGCUUCCAUAUUCAGCACCCUGAUUCCUUCACACAGCAGUGUUUGGGGAAACAGUCCAGCUAUCUGUGUGGCCAUUGGCACAGUGUGCUAUGCCCAAGGACUCCACAAGCUCGAGGACUCUGGGUACCUCUCCAGGGUCCUGACAGCCACCAGCCUCCUUUCAGAAACUGGAGGAUGUAGGGUGGGGUGGGCGGGUGGGAGGGGUGUUCUUAUGGCGCAAUGCACUGUGACUUGUUUUUCAAGUUGUAUGUCCACUGUUCCAUCUAUCACGUUUUAUACCUUUCCACCUUCCAGUCUCCCUGCCCACCCUCCAUGGUCUUUUUUGUGUGUGUGGCUGCCGGCAGGCCAGUUUGAGCAUAUAGGGAAAGUGGCCCCAAGAACAGGCCUGCAAGCUGUCUUGCAGAGAGGUUGUAGGAGGGGGCAGCUCCCAGGCCCCUUUGGAGAGAUGAGGGGAAACUCUGGUGCUGGCUUCUGUGGUUGUGUGAGAGGCAUACCCUUAGGGCAGAAGUAGAGCUACUGUAAGGUAAGACACCUCCCUUUGAGGCUAUCUUUGAGGAUUUGUUAUCCAGACAGUUCCCAUGCAGGAGAACAGUAGGCGGUGCCACUGGGAGCCUUGUAACCAACAGGUUUUUAGGCCAGGGAAGGGAGCCUUUGUGAUACUGACCUAGGAGCCAAACAGCCUGGCUGAAACCUUGGGGCUUUGCCUGGCCUUGUCUCCCAUGGGGCCAGACCUGAAGGGAUUGAGGCACCUCUUGCCCUCUGCUUUGGAAAGGAGUGACUAGCCUCAACGUGGUGGCAAAGGGCUAAGUGUUCAGUCAGACCACAGAGUCUGCAGUGGCUGACCAAAGUAUUUUCUCUUUGGUUGAGUGGAAUACUUGCAAUGGUGAAGCCGGAAGAGUUUACACAACUGCUGCCUCAGCAUGCUUUCUGCAUGGAUUUCAUGUGCUUUCUACUCUCAGAUCCAGCCAUACCGUGCUCCACUAUAUGGGCCUAUAUGUUUCAGACAUUGGGCCUUUUUUGCUUUGGAGAGGGGGCUGGGCCCUAGGCCCUUGAACGGGAACUUAAGUAUCUCACCUACCUGCAAUACAUUGCUGGCUGCCUAGGCUGACUGGCAGCCACUGGGGUGAGCAGAGAGGGGACACAAUCCCCAGAGGUUCAUAGACAACAGCCUUGCAGAACUGAGGAUGGGAGCAUCAUAAUUUAUUUAUUUAUUUUUAUUUUUAUUUUUUUUGAGACAGUCUCAUUAUGUCACCCUCAGUAGAGUGCUGUAUCACAGCUCACAGCAACCUCAAACUCUUGGGCUUAAGUGAUUCUCUUGCCUCAGCCUCCCAAG
Messenger RNA from Nycticebus coucang (slow loris), 3262 nucleotides. It is a transcript of the gene CCDC71, whose product is annotated as coiled-coil domain containing 71. The transcript has 2 exons. Lineage: Eukaryota; Metazoa; Chordata; Mammalia; Primates; Lorisidae. The record is from RefSeq and is a predicted model, not a curated record. Bases 387 to 1952 code for a protein of 521 amino acids.